UCACCUUCACACCGAGGGAUCCAACAGAAUGCUGUGAUUGCGAGGUUGGCCCAACAUGGAGCCCAAGCUAAUAGGUCAUAGGGAGCGCUCUUGUCAGACAUCGGGAAGGGCGCGAGGUUAAAGAAGGUCACACAAGUCAACGAUCGAUCCUCUCCAAUAGUUGGCAAAGUAAAUGACGGACCCAGUGGACCGCCCAUCGGAGGAGCACCACCAGUUCCGGGUAUGGGUAGACCGCCUGCGCCGCCUGGACUUGCGCCGCCGGUGCCUGGAGGAGGAAACCGAGCGAGGAGUAACAGCGAUACAGGAGGCGGAGAGAGUGCAAUGGCAUCAGCACCUCAAUUAGCCGGGAUAUUUGCUGGAGGCAUGCCGAAGCUGAGGAAAGCGGGCGGCGUGAAGACAGGCGCAGACCAGAGCAAUACACCAUACCUCUCAGAUCCGGAGACAUCGCGAGGUUCAGCUCCCAAACCACCACGAGGGGCUGCCCCGAAACCUCCCGGGGCUCCUCCUGCGCCUCCAAUCCCAGGAUCACGACCGCCGCUCAAUCCAGUAUUUGGCGGACUAAAGGAUUCGAGACCGUCAUCAGUAGCCUCAAGCAUAGGACUCAAGCCGAAACCACCACCUCCAAUCGGCAAGAAACCGCCUAUGCCACCUCCGGCUUCUCGAAAGCCAUCUGGACUCGCUCCUCCGCCUCCAGUGUCUCCAGCUCGCGCGCCACCUGUUCCUGGAGGUGCUCCACCCGCACCUCCACCUCCACCGCCUUCUUCAACACCAUCAGCACCGCCUCCUCCACCUCCUGGCUCAGCACCCCCACCUCGUUCGUUCCCGACUUCAGUACCGCCAGCACCUCCACUACCACCUUCGUCAGCUCCGCGAGCCCCAUCACGGUCAACACCACCUCCUCCGCCGUCCGCUCCUCCCCCACCGAAUGCGAAAUCAGACGACGAGGACGACUACGAUCCAUACCGCUAUGACGGUCGAGCACCUGCAGCACCUGCUCCUCCGCCACCAAAAGCGCCGACCAACGGUCACGCGCCAUCACUAGCAGAACAAGCAGCUCGCAACGCCUUCGGCCGCGCAUCGCCUGCCGCACCACCACCACCGCCACCCCCAGGGUCCGCACCUACACCAACUCCCUCCCACGCACCAUCCGCCCCUGCUCCUCCACCGCCUCCUAGCCCAGCUCCAAGCCGUUCUGCCUCUCACGCUCCUUUACGUUCUAUGCUCGAUCCGUCCUCAUACACGUUAACGAACGGCGGAUCUGGUAUCAAAAGCCCAACAGGUCCGGGUGUGGUUGCAGGGACAGGACAAAAGGGAAAAAUUGUCCCAAUACAUGACUUGCGGUGGAGGUUUCAGGACGAAGCCCAAUUUCCGCGGCCGAGAGAGUUUAGCGGUGGCAUAAAGAGGUAUAGGGCUGGGAGAGGAACGAGUGUACCGUUGGAUUUUAGUGCUUAUGAAUGAUCGAGCGAAGAGUAGAGGAGGUAGAGAAGAUGUGCAUUGACUUGGAGCACGAGCGUAAAUAUUGCAGGUUAGCUAUGGCGCUUGGGAGGUCCUGGGUGCUUUGGCAAAUAAGAGUUGUGAUACACCCAGCCGAGAAGGUGGUAUGUAUCCUUGUGCAUUGUUCAAUGGACAUAUAUUCCAAAGACACAUAUCAAACAGGAAGCACUGUUCAUAUCAAACUACAUUCCUCAUAACAAAAAUUAACAAUCCACCUAUAUCGUGAGCUCGCUAUGCUUCUGCACCUUAACUAUCUACCUGCAUGCCUCCACUGUGAGGGUCGUCUAUAACACACAAACAAGGUCUUGACUCAGUGUGCGUGGAGUAU
Messenger RNA from Cucurbitaria berberidis CBS 394.84, 1822 nucleotides. RefSeq lists its product as uncharacterized. The record is from RefSeq and is a predicted model, not a curated record. Lineage: Eukaryota; Fungi; Ascomycota; Dothideomycetes; Pleosporales; Cucurbitariaceae. Bases 223 to 1458 code for a protein of 411 amino acids. The transcript has a single exon.